CUAAAAUGACUGACUUCACCGGUAAAUUCAAGCAGACUUCAUCUGAAAACCGAGAUGCCCUGUUCAAAGUACUCGGUUUCCCCGACGAUGUGAUCAAUCGUGUAAAGAUUCAGACGUCGGAUGUAGAGAUCACUAAAGAUGGCAAUAAUUACACCAUUAAAACGGUGACCCCUUAUAAAACCUGGGUGAAUACAUUUGAAUUGGGAGUGGAGUUUGAAAGGACCCGGUAUGGGAUCGCCAAUGCUAAGUCAGUGGUGGUGGCGGUGGGCAAUCAACUCAUUGAGACAAUCAAAGGGGAAAAGGAGAUGAAUAUUGUGCGAAAGUUUUGUGAUAAUGAACUACUGGUGACCAUUACUUCAGGACCCGUGGUUUCUGUCGCAACAUAUGUCCGACAAUAG
Molecule: messenger RNA, 398 nt
Organism: Oppiella nova
Lineage: Eukaryota; Metazoa; Arthropoda; Arachnida; Sarcoptiformes; Oppiidae
Source: the annotation of a GenBank genome assembly